Naegleria gruberi is the source of this 702-nucleotide messenger RNA. RefSeq lists its product as uncharacterized. NCBI's taxonomy places the organism in Eukaryota, Heterolobosea, Eutetramitea, Acrasida, Naegleriidae. The record is from RefSeq and is a predicted model, not a curated record. Gene Ontology annotation, molecular function: oxidoreductase activity, acting on the CH-OH group of donors, NAD or NADP as acceptor. Bases 1 to 702 code for a protein of 233 amino acids. The transcript has a single exon.
AUGGGAAAGGCUAUCGCCCUUACAUAUGCUGAAGAAGGAUGCAAGGUUGUGGUUACUGAUGUUGUUGAACAAAGAAUUCAAGAAACUGUUGAAGAAAUUGAAAAAUUAGGAGGUGUAGCUUUUGGACACAAAUGUGAUGUAUCCAAACAAGAAGAAGUGGACAAACUCUUCGAAGAAACAAUCAACAAGUUUGGAACACUAGAUAUCUUGGUCAAUAAUGCAGGUAUCAUGGACAACUUUGUUCCAUGUCACGAUAUUUCAGAUGAAUUGUGGGAGAAAGUCAUGUCUGUUAACACAACAGCUCCAAUGAGAACCAUGAGAAAAGCAAUUCCAAUUUUCCUUGAAAAAGGUAAUGGAUCCAUUGUAAACAUUGCCUCAGUUGGUGGAUUACAUGGUGGUAGAGCUGGAAUUGCCUACACUGCAAGUAAGCAUGCAUUAGUUGGAAUGAGUAAGAAUGUUGCAUUCCAUUACAGUGAUAAGAUCAGAUGUAAUGUUAUUGCACCUGGAAGUGUUGCUACUGGAAUUGAAAUCAAGUCACCUCAUCCAUUGGGAGCUGGAAAAAUGUAUUUGGGAACUAAGUUGAUUCCUAGACUUGGUCAACCAGAAGAAUUGGCAAAGGUUGCAUUGUUUUUGGUGUCUGAUGAUGCCAGUUUUGUGAAUGGAAGUGUUAUGACUGUGGAUGGAGGUUGGACUUCUUUCUAA